Molecule: messenger RNA, 1310 nt
Organism: Salvia miltiorrhiza (redroot sage)
Lineage: Eukaryota; Viridiplantae; Streptophyta; Magnoliopsida; Lamiales; Lamiaceae
Exons: 5
Coding region: 236-1081 (281 amino acids)
Source: RefSeq, a predicted model, not a curated record
GCCAUAUGCAGUUGUACAUGUUGUCAGUGGAGCUGCCCAUCUAGCAUUGCAUCCGUGUCACAACCUCAUUGGAUAGGGCUUGGACGACACGUAAUUUCAUAACUGUGUCUCUCUCAAAAGAGAAGAAAUUUGGGAAAUUAUAUACAGCAGAAAGCUGAGGGCUCAAAUUAUAAUUAGGGAUUCAUUUGAAUAAUCAGAUUGAAUUAGAAGCAGCAGCUGUUUCGAUCUCACUGCAAUGGCGGAAGCUUCUACCUCGUCGUCCGAUCAAACUUACUCUCAGGUUCCCAAAUCUGAAGGGUUAAAAUCACAAAAUGGAGAUAGACCGGUGUUCCCGAUUAUGUAUCCUGUGCUUGUUCCUGGAUUAUUACCUCCCCAUCAGCACCAGGAACAGAUUAAUCGUGGGCCAGGUCUAUAUGCUGUUCCAGUUCUUCCGUAUAUGCAACCUUUUGGUGGUUUUCCACCCAAUACUCUUAUCCCUUUUACCUACAACUUACCUACAGAACGAAGUUCUCCAGAGGCCAGAGAGGUCAGUGGUGAGCAGGGGCAACAAGGAGAGCAACUGCAACAGCAACAACAGGCUGGACCUCAAAGACAAGUUGUUGUUCGGAGAUUUCAAAUCGCUAUCCAGCUUGAUAUACUGCUCAUCUUAAAACUGGCAGCAGUUAUUUUCUUGUUCAACCAAGAUGGAUCUAGACAGAGGCUAACUCUCCUUGUGUUUUUUGCAACACUUGUUUACUUAUAUCAAACUGGAGCUCUUGCACCUGUAAUUCAAUGGCUUUCUCAAGGCAUGCGCAGGGCAGCUGCACCACCAGCCAGGCCUGCUGCUAGGGCAGACAAUCUAGCAGCCGCUGGGGAACAAGGAAAUGAAAAUGCUGGCUUAGCCGAUGGUCAACCUAUAGGUGAGAAUGAAAAUGAGAAUGAUCGAGCGAAUGAUGGGAAUAGGGGCGUUGAGAACGAGCAUGGAGGCGAAGGUGGGCAAGCCGAGGGUGGCAACCGCUUGUGGGUAAUUGUGAAAGAGAUCCAAAUGAUCGUCUUUGGUUUCAUUACUUCACUUCUCCCAGGCUUUCAUAACGUAGAUUAGGGAUAUGUAUAUUUACCCCAGAGCAUUCUGCCAAUUGAAUCAGCUUUUUGUUUAAAAUAAUUUAUUUUAGGAAAGUAAAUGUGCAUGGAUUGUUGUAGGCUGAGAAAAAGGAUUAUUAUAUUGUGUAUGAUAACUAAAGGUUGAACCUCCUGAUUUUCUUAGUGCUUACUUUGUGUUUUGGUUUGGGAAAAUCAAUCGUAGCAAUGGAGAUAAUAUUAACUGUCACAAA